Molecule: messenger RNA, 352 nt
Organism: Racocetra fulgida
Lineage: Eukaryota; Fungi; Glomeromycota; Glomeromycetes; Diversisporales; Gigasporaceae
Source: the annotation of a GenBank genome assembly
AUGAUGCUUGAGGCAACUGAUAUUGAUUAUAUAAAAGUAUCGGAUAUUAAUUACAUCAAAAGUGAAAUUACAUCUUCAUCAACAUCAAAUACUUGGUCAAUCAUUGAUAUUAUUGCCGAAGAUAUUGAACCUAUUAAUUCGUCAAAUAAACAAGACUUUAAUACAACUCCCGAAUCUUCCAAUACUUUAACAGACAAUAUUGAUGAUGACAUGAUCCUUCAAGUAGAUCAUAUCGAUUUAGACGAGCAAGCUGAAGAAAGUGAAAAACAAACGGAGCAUGAAGAAAAUAUAAAUUCACAAGAUGAUAGUGAGGAUCAAGAAGAAAACUUUCAACCUAAAAAAAGAAAAAAAA